Nelumbo nucifera (sacred lotus) is the source of this 1829-nucleotide messenger RNA. RefSeq names its product G2/mitotic-specific cyclin S13-7-like. Gene Ontology annotation, molecular function: cyclin-dependent protein serine/threonine kinase regulator activity. Gene Ontology annotation, biological process: mitotic cell cycle phase transition. The record is from RefSeq and is a predicted model, not a curated record. Lineage: Eukaryota; Viridiplantae; Streptophyta; Magnoliopsida; Proteales; Nelumbonaceae.
UCAUUUCCAUUCGGAACACAGCCUAGAUAAAGAGAGAGGAAGAAAAGAAGCAAGAACAGAAGGAAAGAAGAGCGGAAGGGAGAGAUCACUGUUGUUGAUUGUUGCUCGAGGUGGCGACUGCAAACCCAGAAGGGGAGACGCGGAGCAGCAGGCUCCAUUCAUUUCUAUCGUCACUUUUCUCGAACCUUGGAGGAGUUUUUGGGCAGAAUCAAGAAGCGGAGAUGGCAUCUAGACCAAUUGUUCCACAGCAGCCCAGAGGUGGGGCAGUCAUUGAUGCAGCCAAGCAGAAGAAUGGCGCUCUGGAAGGAAAGAACCGUCGAGCACUGGGAGAUAUUGGGAAUCUAGUCACCGUUCGAGGUGUCGAAGGGAAGCCCCAGCAGCAGUUCUCUCGCCCUGCAACAAGGAGCUUCUGUGCGCAGCUACUCGCCAAUGCACAGACUAAUGCACGAGUUGCAGUAGAGAAUAACAAGAGACAAGUUGCAGUAGUUGUCGACGAAACUAUAGUUGUUGAUGCUGAUGCGGUGGGAAAGGGAAAUCCAGCACCAAAAGUAGCUCCAAAAAGGGUCACUGUUAAGCCAAAACCUCAGGAAGUAAUCGAGAUAAGCCCAGAUACAGAAGAGGUGACCAAAGAGAAGCCUCCUGUAAAUCAGAGAAGGCCAAGGGAAGGAUCGUCCAGGAAGAAAGUUCAGACCCUCACUUCAAUCCUUACUGCUCGUAGCAAGGUGGCUUGUGGUUUGACCGAUAAACCGAAAGAUCCAAUUGUCGACAUUGAUGCAGCAGAUGUCAAUGAUCAGUUGGCAGUAGUCGAGUAUGUUGAAGACAUCUACCAAUUCUACAAGCUUACAGAGAGCGAGAGCCUUGUUCGUGACUACAUGGAUUCACAGCCAGACAUCAACGAGAAGAUGAGAGCAAUUCUUGUGGAUUGGUUAAUCGAAGUCCACCACAAGUUUGAACUUAUGCCUGAAACACUCUAUCUUACCAUCCUCAUUGUCGAUCGGUUCCUUUCCAUGAAGCUUGUUCCAAGAAAAGAGUUGCAGUUGGUUGGAAUAGGUGCCAUGCUUAUAGCCAGCAAGUACGAAGAGAUUUGGGCUCCAGAGGUCAAUGACUUUGUCUGCAUAUCAGAUAGAGCAUACAACCGAGAACAGAUACUGGCCAUUGAGAAAGCAAUACUGGGCAAGCUUGAAUGGACCUUUACAGUCCCUACGCCCUAUGUAUUCCUUGUCCGCUUUAUCAAGGCCUCUGUUGCUGAUCAGGAGAUGAAGCAUAUGGUGUUCUUCCUUGCUGAGCUGGGUUUGAUGCAGUAUGCCACCACAAAGUACUGUCCAUCGAUGAUUGCAGCCUCUGCAGUGUAUGCUGCUCGGUGCACCCUGAACAAAUUGCCUCUGUGGAGUGAAACGCUUCAACUCCACACGGGUUACUCAGAAGCACAGCUUAUGGACUGUGCUAAGCUGUUGGUUAGCUUCCACUCAGUGGCAGCAGAGAGCAAGCUGAAGGUGGUAUACAAGAAAUACUCCAACCCAGAACGCAAAGCUGUUGCUCUGCUCCCUGCGGCCAAAACUCUUUUGAUUCCAUCAUCAUCAUCAUCUGCAGUAUUGAAGAGCACAUGAGCUGCACUACGAAACUUCACAAGAUUGAUCAUUGCACUUCGAUGAUCCGUAGCUAUCCAAUGUUUUUGGUUUUUUUCAUUCUUUUGUUUUUUCAUUUUUAUGGAGCAGUCACUGUUUGUGAUUAUCAAGUCACUGUGUGUAGCCUCAGCACUUGGUUUAUUUUGUAAAGGCUGGGAAGAAAUAUUGAAGAACCGGAAGUUCUUUUUUGGUCAUUCCGUUUUA